Darwinula stevensoni is the source of this 2896-nucleotide messenger RNA. The record is from the annotation of a GenBank genome assembly. NCBI's taxonomy places the organism in Eukaryota, Metazoa, Arthropoda, Ostracoda, Podocopida, Darwinulidae.
GUUUAUUCACAGUUCUAAGCUUCAGUUUCUCAUGCAUUCUAUUUGCAUUAUGCAUGGGCAUAAAAAGGAAGUUUUGCCAAGGAGGACCCUGAGGUACAAGUUAGGAUUCAUCUGAAGGAGGGAGGAGUUCCAUUCUGCCCAUUCUUGUGAAGACUGUGACAGUUUCUUUCAUUAGGCCUUAUGCAUUUUGGAUUUCAGUGAAAGCAGCAGGGUUCAAGAAAGUGUUCAGUUUCAGACCUGGAAUCAGGAACAAAUGGUUGAUAUAUCGAUGAUCAAUCAAUGAUAUAUACCUGCAUCCCUAAUUCCAGACUCUCUUGCAAGAAAUUGUUCAAGGGAAGUGCAAGAUUUUGACAACCAUAUGCUUUCUUCUGAAAUAGUAUUGAUGUAAUCAUUGUACUAAGAAUAAAUUUAUUUGUGAGUCUUCCAUCAAAUUACUGAAGAGGUGAAAUGCUUGGAUUAAGUUUUGAGUCUUGAUAUUAAUUAUGACAUGUUGAAAUCUGCAGAGAAAAUUGUGAGAGGGUCAUAGUCCAGAAUGGCAGGAAGAAGGUUGUCAGCUCUACGGCAGUUGAUGUCAGAGAAGGGACUGCAAGCAUACAUCAUCCCCUCUGGAGAUGCUCAUCAAAGUGAAUAUGUAAGUGACCAUGAUAAAAGGAGAGGAUUCAUCUCCAAUUUUAUGGGCUCAGCGGGAACUGCUGUUGUGACUGAAACUAGUGCCAUGCUAUGGACUGAUUCAAGGUAUUUUCUGCAAGCUCAGAAUGAAUUGGACAGCAAUUGGACCUUGAUGAAAGAAGGUGACUAUCUCAGAAAGCCCACAGUCCUACAGUUUAGUCCUUAUUCUGCACUGAUAGGAAUGCCUUCUGUGCCAACCAUAGAAGUCUGGUUGUCUAAGAAUAUCAAGAGCAAGGGGCAAGUUGGUGUUGAUCCAUGGUUAAUUUCCUCUGCAACUUGGGAUAUCUUUGAGGCAGUACUACGACCUUGUGGUGUUUCUCUUGUGCCAACUCAACCAAACCUGAUUGAUCUCAUUUGGCCAGGUGAAGAAAGGUCUGCUUCACCCAAGAAUCCAGUGUUUGUUCAUGAAUUGAAGUACUCAGGGAAAUCAUGCAUAGAGAAGCUGGAGAUGGUAGCAAAAGAAUUGUCAGAGAGAGGAGCAAGCUUUCUGGUCAUCACAGCUCUGGAUGAAGUAGCAUGUAUGAACACCAAAUAUGAAUACAGGGUGACCAUGGAUUUUGCACUUCAACAAUUUCAAUGCAAUUUUUUUGGAAGUCAAGUUGAUAUCUUGGACAGAUAUGUGAGCUGGACUAGAUUCAAAUUUUCAUUGCAUUGCCAUUUAGGGAUCCUGAACCUCCGUGGAAGUGACAUCCCCUACAAUCCAGUGUUCUUUGCAUAUGCCAUACUUAAAGCUGAUCCUCUCAAUUUACAAGUUUUCAUGGAUGAGACAAAACUCUCAGAAGAAACCAAGGGGAGCUUCCCAAAGAAUGUGCUGUUCUUCCCAUAUGAACUAUUCCCUGAUCAUCUGCAGAAAAUAGCCUUUGGUGGGUCUCCUAUCUGGGUAUCAAGAAGCUCCUCUCAAGCUGUGAUAUCUGCAGUACCUUUUGGCCAGAGAAUCAUGGAUUAUUCACCUGUUGCCUGCCUGAAACUUGCCAAAAAUCCCACUGAAAUCCAAGGGAUGAGAGAUUGCCAUGUAAGAGAUGGUGCUGCAUUAUGCUCUUUAUUGGCUUGGCUGGAGCAUAGACUGCUGCAGAAUGAGAGCACCUCGGAGCUCGAAGUUGUCAAGCAUCUGGAGAAAAUACACAGGGAUAUGGACAAAGAUGGGAUAUACAAGGGACCAAGUUUUGAAACUAUAGCUGCGUAUGGUAGCCAUGCAGCAAUUGUACACUAUCGCCCCACCCAUGAAACAGAUUGUCAAAUAUCAACUGACAAUAUCUUCCUCCUUGACUGUGGCUCCCAUUACAAAACCGGAACAACAGAUGUGACAAGGACAGUUCACUUUGGAAAGCCUACAGAGGAACAGAUUAAGCGUUUCACUGAAGUUCUAAGGGGACAUAUUGCUCUUGCCACUGUCAAAUUUCCCAAAAAAACUUUGGGGGUGAGACUGGAUUUAGUUGCAAGGAAGUACUUAUGGGAGGAAGGGCUGGAUUAUGGUCAUGGAACAGGGCAUGGAGUAGGUGCCUUCCUGAAUGUUCAUGAAGGGCCCAUUUUGAUCUCAUUUAGGGCCAACCCAGCUGAUCCUGGCCUUCAAGAGGGAAUGUUUGUCACAGAUGAACCAGGAUACUAUAAGGAAGGAGAAUUUGGUAUUCGAAUAGAAAAUGUAAUGGAAGUGAAAAGCUCAAAGAGCAAGGGAGACUUUAAUGGGCUUGGCGGACUAUGCAUGGAACCAGUCACUUGGUGUCCUAUUCAGAAGAAGCUCAUCCAUGUACCUUCUCUCACCAACCAUGAGGUAUCUUGGAUCAACAGCUAUCAUGCCCAAUGCCUUGAAGCCUUGAAGCCUUUCCUAGAGAUUGAGGAUCCUUGUGGGUAUCAAUGGCUUAAUCACAAGGAUGCUGUGUUAUGGGUUGGUAACUCAGAAAAGCUUCAAGGAAGCAUUUUCAGCCAAGGAAAGUGUGAAGGAGUGUAUCACCUUGACAUUGAAAAGAACUUAGGUGAAAAAGUGUUUUCAUAUACCUCCAGUCAUCUUGGGUUCUGCAAAGCAGACCUUCAUCCCUUGUCCUGUACUCUUGCUCUUCCUUCUGGAGACAAUGAUGUGGAACUCUUCUGUGUGAAAUCCCACUGUCAGUUGAGCAAAAUAUCUCCAGAUCAGGAAGUUUUGGAAACAAUUGAAAUCAAGAAUCCUGGUGUGGCUUGUGUUAGGAUCCGAGCUGAUAGUAAAAUCACAGCAGCUGGCUGCUGGGAUGGUAGA